AUGAGGAGUUUGUCAACAUUCCUUGCGCUGCUGCGCCUAGCAGAGUGGGCGACACCGGCCCGAAGCGACGCAACGCCAACAACCCACACAGACACGAAGAACGAGCAGCAGCAGCAGCCGUGCUCCCCCGACGCCUUUAAAUUCCCCACAGAGCUUCUUGAGGGCGCAGACCUCGUGGGCGUAACGGCGGCCGAGGUCAGAGAUCUGACAUUCAGCCCCCAGACGCCAGAGGGUCGCGCAGUCAUCCCGUCGGCGGGUGUCAGCUUCUGCAAUGUGACGGUUAAGUACGUUCACACGGGCUUCAACGACGAGACGCAGGUGCAGAUAUGGCUGCCGCCCGCUGGGGCUUGGAACAGACGGUUCGUGGGCGUCGGAGGAGGAGGGUACUCGGCCGGGCAGUUCGGGAGCGAAAAGGUCGUUGCGACGCUGGCGCAGGGGUAUGCGACAAGCUCUACGGAUGCCGGGCAUGACGACACGACGUGGGAAGAAGCGCCUUGGGCGCUCAAGAAGGAUGGCACGGUCAACGAGCGGUUAUUCGUGAACUACGCCUACGUCUCGGUGCACGACAUGACCAUCAUUGCAAAAUCGAUUGUGACGCAGUAUUACUCUCAGACGCCAACGUUCUCGUACUGGAGCGGGUGUUCGACGGGGGGCCGGCAGGGCAUCAUCGAAGCGCAGCGGUACCCCUCCGACUACGACGGCAUCCUCUCGGGCGCGCCGGCGGUGAACCAGCCGAGCCUCAUCAUCAGCACGUACUGGCCGCAGUUCGUGAUGAAUCAGAGGGGCGUGUACCCGCACAUCUGCGAGCUGAUUCUCAUGACGCAGUUCGCGGUCGACGCGUGCGACGAGCUGGACGGCGUCAAGGACAACAUCAUCGCCGACCCGGAUAAGUGCCCGUUUGACCCCGCAAGCGUGGUUGGAAAGGAGCUCGAUUGCGGGAACAAGAAGAUGGUCAUGUCGGCGGACGCGGCUGAGAUCGCGCGGGAGAUCUGGCGAGGCCCGCACGGCGCAGACGGGAGACCGCUCUGGCUGCCAAAGGGUUAUCCGGUGGGCGCUCCCUUCACGGGCCGUUUCGGGCUCGGCAACACCAACUGCAGCGUACCGGACGCACCGUGCGUCGGCCGGCCCUUCCAGAUGUCCGUAGAAUGGAUCCGUAACUUCGUGCACAAAGACCCGGCUUAUAACGUGAGCGGGAUGACAUUUGCCGAUCUAGAGGCGGCGUACGAGACAAGCAGGCGGGAGUUUGACGCGAUCAUCGGGGCCAACGAUCCGGACCUAUCCGAGUUCAAGAGGCUGGGGCGCAAGAUGAUUAGCUGGCAUGGUCUGGCCGACGAGUGUGUCACGAUGCGAACGUCGCGGGACUACUACGACCGGGUGUUGGCGGUGGACGGGGCGGCGGAUGUGUACUAUCGCCAUUUUGAGGCGCCGGGCGUGUAUCACUGCUACGGGCUGAACGGCACGUUUUACCCGCUGAAAGGAUUGGAGACGCUGCGAGCUUGGGUCGAGGAGGGAGAGACACCCGAGGUGCUGGAUGGAUUCAAGCUGAGUGGGGGGAACGAUAGCGAGGCGCCGACGAGGCCGUUGUGCGCAUAUCCUUCGGCAGUGAAGUUCAAUGGUGGCGAUGCGGACAAGAGGGAGUCGUGGAGCUGCGAGAAGCGUCCGGAAGACUGGAAGUGGGAUCGGGACGAGCUUUAA
Colletotrichum orchidophilum is the source of this 1695-nucleotide messenger RNA. Its product is annotated as tannase and feruloyl esterase. The record is from RefSeq and is a predicted model, not a curated record. The transcript has 2 exons. Lineage: Eukaryota; Fungi; Ascomycota; Sordariomycetes; Glomerellales; Glomerellaceae. Bases 1 to 1695 code for a protein of 564 amino acids.